Vitrella brassicaformis is the source of this 15060-nucleotide messenger RNA. NCBI's taxonomy places the organism in Eukaryota, Vitrellaceae. The record is from the annotation of a GenBank genome assembly.
GUCCCACGACCAUGCACAGAGCACAGCCAAGCGGAUGAGUCAUCCUCCAUUCUCUUGCUGGGGGCUUCCAAAACAAUCCGACGACCUUUCCUCGACAGGACCCUCAGUCAGCUGUCUGUUUCCGCUUCUUCUGACGGUUUCCACCGGCGCCGCGCUCGAUUUCUUUUUCCUCCUUCUGCACUGACUGGAUGUUGAUUGACUGAUUGGCGAUAAUUCCCAUGUCGAGGACGCGGCCCCUGCUGGACCUGCGGGAGCAGCACCUGACCGAUGUGGACCUCUCCCUCUAUCCAAGAGUCGAAGAAAUAGGUCAGCAUCGACGUCAACCAACAACGCUCAUCUGCAAUGACAGUUGUCUCAAUCGGUUGUCUGUGUCGAUCCGUCCGUGUGUGUGCCAGUUCUGGAUGACAACCAGCUGACGGCCAUCCGCUCUCUCCCCCGUCAGGUUCAUAGUCUGUCCUUGCGCAGCAACCGCCUGCCCGUCAUCAGCGAGGCGUUCGGCGAGGCAUCGGCGCUGCAGGCCAUCGAUGUGGCCCAGAACCGGCUGGUCGCUAUCGACCAUCUGGCGCGCUGCUUCCACCUGCAGCACCUGGACCUCAGUGGCAACUUUCUCGCCGAUGAGGCGCUCAGCUGCCUGGCGGGACUCAAGGUGAGUGGGUUGGCGGAGGGCCAACGAGUUGGAAGCGGAUUGAUUGUGGCAUUCCAAUUGAUUGUCUGCGCGUGUGUGUGUGUGUGGAUCAGUCGUUGCGUCGGCUGUAUUUGCGCAACAAUCGUCUGCAGGAGGCGGAGGUGUUCUUCCCGUGGCUCAACCAAAUACCCCUAGAGGUGAACGAGCGACUGAUGGAUGGAUGGAUGGUAGAUGUGUGUCGUAUUGUGUGUCGGUGUUGGUUUGCAGGAGCUAGAUUUGUGUGGGAAUGCGUUGAGGGACGUGAUGCCCUUCCUCCGGGGGGCUGCCUUGAGGUGCCUGUGGAUCGCCGGCAACCAAAUCGACACACUAGUCAUCAAGUCUGUCAACCACACACACACACACACAGAGAGAGAGAGAGACCACCGUUGUCCUGUGUGUGUCUGUGUGUGUGUGUGGCCAGACACUCCCUGCCCGCAUUGGAGCUGCUGGAUGCCCGGGACAACAUCAUCGCAGGUGAAGGCAAUAUAUAUCAGAGCUUUGUACUUCCCGCUGGUGGCGAUUUGUCUACUGUGCUCUCCUUGCGUUCAGUGGUUGACGGCUUGCCGCGUGCUCCUGUGCUGCGUCAGCUGCUUCUCGACGAUAAUAACAUCACGCCAUCAAACAUCGACCCACACCUGCAGGUCACUACCAUACCAUCCGACACACAAGGCACUUUGAAGACCCCUCCAUCCGUUCAUCGAUCAUUCCGUGCGUUUCAGCACCAGGAACUGACUUCGGUCUUCCUCUCGCGCAACCGACUCGGCCACAAGCCAGCCACGGAAUCAUCGCCCUCUCAGCGCUCACCGCCAUCGACAUCGAUUGACCCGCCCAUUUCGCCAGACCGGCUCAGGUCACAGUAUGCAGCCCCAGGCGCAGCGUCGCCCGCCACUGGCGUCACCAAUGGCCGGUCGCCGCCCUCGAUGAGCAGAAGCGGGUCGAGUGGGUCGCCUGGUCGGUGGGGUGGCGGCAUGGGAGGCGUGGAGAGGUGGCACUGGCACAUGGGCCGGCUGCAGGUGCUGGAUUUGAGCUCCAAUGGGCUGACAAUGGUGCCUGACUUGAGGGGAUGCCGGGCGCUGGAGUCUCUGUCCCUCAGGUGAGCAGGGAGGGAGGGGAGCGAUCGCACACAUCAAGACGUGUUGGUUUGCAGGGACAAUGUGUUGGCGUCUUUGAGCGGCAUGGCGACCAGCGAUGAGCCCUUGUCGAGCCUGACCUUCCUAGACGCAGCGUACAACGCCAUCCAGGACCUAGACGCUGCCACACUGGCGACCUUCGGUACGCAAUAACUGCUCCACACACCAUUCUUAUAGAUAGCAGAUUCAUGCUGCGUAUGAUGGUCCAUCAGGUUCGCAGCUUCGCACUCUGCUCCUGAUGCGCAAUCCCAUUGGCAACUGCGACAGGCUCAUUCAGACAUUCCAAAGCGGAGAGGUACGAACACACACAAGAUGGCACAUGGCACAGGUGACACCAUUUCAGUUGCUGUGUCCUUGUCCCAUCAGGCCGGCGAGCUCCGCCAUUUGGAUCUGCGUGACACUCCGCUGACAUUCGCCUUCUAUCCGGGCUCUCAGGUUUUGCCGGCCAACCCGUGGGAGACGACGCUCGACAUCGCCUCAUAUGACCUGGAGACCGCCGCAGGCAUGCCAAUGGACGACGCCACUAUGCUGGCCAGAGACCAAUACAGGUGGGGAACCCAUGUGCACAAAGUUCCCUGUCCUGUUCUCUCCCUUGUUCUCAUGUGAGUGGGUCCCUUUCAAUGGUUGUCUCAGGGCGUCUCUGUUGGCCGCGUGUCCGCUGCUUCAGACCCUCGAUGCCAUCCUGGUGUCGACGCACGACAGGCGCCGCAGCACCGACACGCCCCCACUCAUUCCCAAGCCCUCCCCCCUGCCAGACAAACGGCUGUCGUUCAACUCGCAGGGCCUGGCCCUCCUGCCGCCACCGCCUCCCUCACACACCACCCUCGAGGACGGCUUCGCGUCAGUGACCCACCGGCUGAGGGAGAGGCCCUCCGGCAGCUUCGUCCUGGAGAGCACCAUGGACGUGUCGCCCAAGCAGGGGGGCACCAAGGCAUCGCCAUUCCUGACGCUGACCAACCCCCAGGAGCUCGGCAGCUCGUUCGAGGCCUACUUCAUGAACCCCGCCAGGCACAAGGGCGGCCAAGGGACUUUGCCGGUGGAGCCGCCGUCGGUGUCGCCACCAAGGACGCCGCCCCAGCCGACAUCGCUGCAUGGGCCGACGGGGCAGGUGCAGGACAUCACCACCGGCUACCCCACGAUGCAGCCAUCGGACCUCAGGUACAGCAAAGAGGCGGUCCACUUCCACCUCGAUCCUGAAUUCGACACCCCUGUGGGCGCACGUGAAACCCAUGACGGCUCCCCGUCCGGCGGCACCGACCUCAACAUGACCCCGCGCACUCGGCAGCGCCGCACCUGUCGUGUGUGGAUCCUGGCGCCCAGCAAGCCCGCCCACCUGCCGCCCAACAGCGUCACUGUCCCCUACGACAUGGGCAACGAGGGGGGGACGCUCGUGCUGUCGCAUGAGGCAUCGUGGGAGGAGGGCGGCGGUGGCUCGCCCACACGCACAUCCAUCCAGCGGGCUGGUGGGCCGAGGCGGGAUGCGAUGGAGGCUGACGACGGGUCAUCUCCUGAGAGGCCGAUGGCGACGGACGUUCAUGAACGGCCGCCAGCGCCGUUGCCGACAGGGGAGGUGCCGCAAGCCCUCCAUCGUGCGAUGGGCGAUGCAACGGCCCAGUACCGGUGGACGUCAGCUCCGGCAAUGGAGCAGCGACGGCCCGAGAAGCCUCAAGAAGGGCUGGGAUGGUCCGGGAGCAUCGUGUACGUGGAGACCCCCAGCCCCCAGCAGACGCAAAUGCGGCGAGUGUCUGCCCCCGUCAGUCGCAUCAGGCCCCAUCUUAGUAUGUCGCCAACAUUCAAGCGUGCGCCCCUAUCGACGUCGAGUGACGAGGACGAGAGGCUGCAGAAGGAGCGACUGGCUGGCCGUGGCCGCCCCAGCGAAGAGAGCGAGUCGCUCCACCUGACGCCGCCGGCAGGGAGGAGCGACGGCGGCACUCCUGAUGGGUCGACAGGGGCGAUGCGGCCACGUCUGGUCGGCAAGGCGUCGCUCGAGAGGAUUCAAGAGCAUGAAGAGGAACACAUGCAGCAGGAGUCACCCCACUCUGGCGGUCAAGCCCUCCGCAUGAGCCGCAUGCCGUCUCGAGCUGCCGCCUCCCAGGCGCUGUCAUCCCAGCCCUCUCUCCAGCCUGCUGCCUCACCCUCACGCGACGGCCUGAUGGAUGGAUCUCCACGCCAGCCGGACAGCGGGAGGCUGCCGCCUUCUCGAGGCCAGAGCACCCGGAGUGUUGCCGCAUUACCGGCUGAGGAAGGCGUCGAAAGAGACGGCCGUCAGCCCUCUCGUCACUCUACCAGAAGGGGCGACACGACCCUCAGAACAACACCUGACCGACAGUCGUCUCGGGAAGCCGCCAGAGAGUAUCGCGAGAUGGGUGACGAGAGGAGGCCGGCCAAGGAGGACAGGGGAGCCCACUCCAUCUCUCGGUCACGUACGUACGAGCCGCCAUCUGGCGCUCGAGCGGAGCCGCGCCAAGGUCAUGUGGAGCGGGCCAGGACGGACCGCUUCGACGGCGUGAUGGAUGCUGCAGGGUCGACAGGGGCCUUCCACAACGGGGAUGGAGCUCCAGCUGCAGCUGCGCGCACCGCUACCAGAGAGGAUCCAACAAGGGAGGACAGCCGACCCGACGGCCUGUCGCCUUCCAGCCCGUCACCGAGGAGGCACCCUGACAUGAACUACCGGCUAGACGACGCACAACCAUCGCGUGGACCAUCCCGUGCGCCAUCUUCCAUGCCCGUGUCGCCGUCAGCCGCGAGGCAGAGGGCCGUUGGUCCAGGUAUGUCAAGAACGGACGGCUUUGAGGCUCACAGGCCACCAGAGCGGGACCCGCGUGGGCAGCGAGGCUUCGACAGUGGCUACGACAGGUCGGCUGCGGCGUCCCGAGCCCGCACACGAGAAGACAUCACCUCUGACGGACGGGAUGAAGCAGUCCUCAGGGAGUAUGUGUCGCACGAUGAUGACAGCGGCCCACAUGACCGUCAGGUCCCUGCCACCCGAUCACCAUCCAGGCGCGCUGAGACGAGCUACCAGCCAGAGGAUGCGCAGCCACUAGGUGUGCCGUCACGCGGACCGUCCUCUCUGCCCGUGUCGCCAUCAGCAGCGCACCACGUAUCCUUCGGUCCAGACGGGGCCGAUAGUUUUGACGAUGGUCGGAGGGGACCUGCCAUGGAUGAGACGCUUGAGGGGCGAUUGACAAGGACCCUAGGCGAGGGGGAGGUGGCUGCAGCCGACGAGCGUGAACACAGAGGGUCGGCUCCAUCGCGGGGCCGCACCCAAGAAGGCCUGCGGUCAGAGGCAGCGAGGCCGCAGCCCUCAAGCGAGGACAUGCAACGAUACGAUGAAGGUCCUGUCAGCCGAUCGCCAAGCAGACGGGUCGACAUGGGCUACCAGCCAGAUGCUGAACUGCCAUCGCCCCAGCGUCAGCAGCCCUCACGUCAGCCGACACUGCAAGGCGACACGGCCGCCGCAGGACCAGUCGACAGACAGCCGUCGAGGCAGCUAACAGCCGACAGGCAUCAGGCGGAGGACGAUUGGCAGAGGAGCGACGGUCUCAGGGAUGAUGGUGUCUCACGCUCUCGGACACACGAGCCAUCGCGAGAUGGUGCGGGGUCUCGAGGACCGUCUUUUCAUGCCGAGAGGGCCAUGACGGACCGAUUUGACGACAGGCAAGGAGGGCCGAUGCGCGAGAGGGAGAUGCACGAGGGCGGCAGUGAAAGAGAAGUAUAUCAGCGUGACCAGCGGCUGCCUGGAGCCUUCCGAGCUCGCACACGAGAAGACAUCGGCUCUGGUGGAACGGACCAGGACAUGACGAGGGAGGACAUGUCGCGCCAAGGCAGCCGACGGGACGGCGGGGGCUCGCCUGUCAGCCGAUCCCUGUCCCGCCCAGCAGAAGAUGAUCAGCCAUGGCCCCAAUACAGCCGGGAGGAAUCACGAGUGCCUUCCUCCAUGCCUGUAUCGCCAUCAGCAGCGCGGCAGAAAUCCCUGCGUCCAGAGAAGGUGCCGACGGAGCGAUUUGAUGACGUUCGCGGCGGGUCAAGAGAGGGGCGGUUCCAAGAGGGACUGCGCGAGAGGGAGGCGGGGCUCGGUGACGGUGGGAGAACGGACUAUGACGGUGAAGGCGGCCCUGCGGCAGCUUCGCGCGGCCACACGCGAGAUGACCUCAUUUCUGAUCGAAGCCAGGAGGUCACUGGCCAUAUUGUCUUGCGUGAGGACAGCCGAUACGAUGACCGACCGCCUACCAGCCGGUCACCGAGCAAGCACACUGAUCUGCGCUACCGGCUAGACGACGCGCAGCCAUCGCGUGGACCCUCUCGCGUGCCAUCUUCCAUGCCCGUGUCGCCAUCGGCAGCACAGCAGAUGAGGCACGAGAGGGGGCAAUAUCGGCAGCAGAGCUUCCGGCGGGAUGGCCGCCCUGAUGAAGCUUUCGACGAGCGACACUAUCCAGCAGACGACCGUGAAGACCGCCGCUCGCCAUCCCAUAGCGAUGUGGCCCCUUUCCGUUCCAAGGCGGGCGAAGGGCGCCAGCGCACUUACAGCUACGACGAUCGCAGUGCGGCGUGGCCACCGCCCAUCCCCAUGCGUGAUGCCAGCCAGUCCAUGACGCCCCGACGCGACGAUGACGACGGCUACGUCCGACCGCCUGCACAGAGGCCUGAGGACGAGAGGCUGCCGUUGCGGCACAACCAAGACGAAGGGAGAGCAAUGGGCCCACCGGCCAUCGCCGACAGGAGAGCGGCGGAAUCCUUUCAUGAAGACGGCAAGGGGAGCGGGGGUAGUGGGUCGCCGACUGCUCGAGUGUCUUUUCCGGACGCCCCGGACGAGCCGCCUGGUGCGCGCGGAGUCGACAUGCAUUACCGGCGAGGGGGGACAGAAGAGGACGGCCGCACCGAUCGGGGCUAUCCGCCUCACGACAAGCCCACUGGUGCGGACAGGCGCGACGAUUAUGUAGAGGAAGACGAACGGCGAGGAGACGCCAUGGGUCAGCAACGAGGACGGGACGGGCGGCAAAUGGCAGGGGAGGGGAGAAGUGAGUCGUUUGUUGAAGGUGCCAGGGGCAGGGAUGACGGUUUGCCACCUGCCCGAGGGGGUUCCUUCCGAGAUGGGCCAAGGAGGGCUGACAUGUACGGCAGCCGCGAGCCUACGAGGGAUGGCCAACGAGAGGUGGAGCUUCAUGGGCGCGGUCCAUCCACUCAUGAGCUGGCAGCAGAGGACGACGGCUUCCCGGAGCGGGUCAUUCACUUCGAGGGCACGGCUUCCAUCCACGACUCACCAAGGUCACCUGGUCGGCAGCGAACACGGGAGGCUGCUGACAUCGAUGACUUUGCGGAUCGCGGCCGCUCAGCACACGACCUGCCAUCUGCAAGGGAUAGAUAUGACGAGCGUGCCGUGGAUCAUCAGAGGGGUGCCUCCUUCUAUGCAGGAGAUGUGAGCCGUCAGCAGUCCCAGCCAGCGCCGCUUCAACCCUCUCGGGGCCCGACCGCCCAGCUGUCGCCACGGCAAGCCACUCGGGGAUCAGCACACAUGGAGAGGGGCCAGACAUACCAGGAACACUAUAAGGAUUAUGAUGGUGAGGAAGAGCCGGAGCAUGAGACGCUUUCCCGCCAGCCUUCGUCUUAUCCCCCAGCCGCUCGGGACAGCCCAGGUCGAUAUGACAGCAGACGGGACCUGGAAGACGCUCGUGGUGCGAAAGACCUGUCGCCGCAGAGGAGCCGCGAACCCCUAUCAAGUCGGCAAGCCUCGCGACCCCUCUCCAGUCGACAGCCGUCAGGCCCGCCGCAUACACAGCGAGAUGAAUAUGACCGGCCGUCAAGCCGCGAUCUCCAUCCAGGCCCUUUCCGGUCUCGCGAUGACAUGAGAGGUGCCGCAUCGUACGCUGAGACCGAUCGGGCGCUGUCGAGACCGACCACGAGACAGCGGAGCGAGGCUGUUGUGGAUGAACAAGACGACACCGCACUUCGGCAGCAGCGAUCAAUGGGGACACGUCGAGAAGAGGACGGCAGGUCCCCGGCUGGGAUGGGUCAGCGGCUUCCCUUUCACAUCUCUGAUGGGCGUCAUCUUGCCCCCUCAGUCGCGGCAUCGCGUCAGCCCACAGGCGAGCAGAUCGCAUACUCGCGCGAGCGGACCCGCGAAGAACAGCUGCCGCCUGAGGAGGAGCGGGUCGACACGUCGCAUCGACCAGCCCGCGAGAGGGAUCAGAGGCCGCCCCCUCGAUCCGACAGCUCGCCUCUCGGACCAGACGAACGUCCCCCUGGCCGCCCACAAGCUGGUCGCACCCAGACGUGGAGCGCUGAGGCUCAGGAGGGCCCGACACGGACGUCCACAAUGAGAGCGGCAGUGGAUGAUCGCAGCGGCAUUGAUGAAGGGGAGGUCGCUGCAUGGAUUGCCGAGUUCCUCGACACGAUGGCUGCCGAGCUAUCUGGGCAGGGCCCGCACAUCCAGGGAGGAGAAGGUGUCGACGCGGGGACGGCUGCGCUCUUGAAGAUCGUCGCAGAGGCGAGGCCGGCGGGUGGAAGGGACGGGCUGCCGGGGCGUGCGGCAACGCUCCAGCCCGAGCGUCUGCGUGAUUUGUCCCGGCAACUGAGUGCGCCCAACAUGAGCCGGGCUGUGGCUGAAGCGCUGCGGGCAAGGCAGGAGGCAAGACAGCAGGCCGGGCGGCAGCAAGGGCAACAGGCACCACACGAGAGACAGGAAGGGGGCACCAUGCCACAGGCCGACACGGAUGGGCCAGUGUCGCCCGAGCAGCAGCAGCAGGGAGAGCAGGCUGGCGAGGGUCAGGUUCGGUUCGCCGAGGCAACUCAGGUGUUAGCAGAGUCUCAGGUGCCCCACCGAUCGUGGACGGUGGACAUGCUGCGCCAAGACCAGGUGCAGCGCCCAUCCGACGACCUGCGAAGAGUGGUAAGUGUCAGUGCAGUGCAUGCUAUACUUUUGCGUUGUCAACCCCAACCUGGCCACUCAUGCGAACACUCCAUCGCUGCGUACGUUGUGUUGUGUGUAUUCCCAUUCAUUCAGCGAACUGGCGGCGGUGCUGACGAGGCGAGGCGUGAAGGUAUGGCGACGCAGCCCUCUCGCGAGACGGCCCUCAGCCCACCGCUACCCGGCCGGCCGCUGCAGGCGCUGCCCUCAGGGGCAGUGGAGAGCGAGGCGCCUGACCUCUCUCGGCCCAGCACCAUGGCAUGGGACGCCUCGCCACGACAGCCCAGUGAGAGGGGAGCCGACGAGUACCCCAGUGACCGGGAGGGCACCACCGCCCGGCAGCCAACACAGAGUCGUCCAUCGUCCAGGGCCGCCACCUCUGCGUACCCCUCUCGGCUCGGCACGGGCGACAGCAUCCCAUCGGAUGAGUCGCUGGAGAGGCAGAGGAGCCGGAUUUCGGACAGGAGUGGCCGAAUGGGCGAUACAGAAGAAGGGCAGCGGCCGGCACCUGCCGAUCAGGCGGCUCACGAACCUGCGGGGGGCCGCCCGCCUGAGCGCGUUGAUGCGUCGCAAGCGCCCGUCGAGUACGCUAUGAGUGACGAGGGCUUCAGCGUUGUCGAGGCUCCCCAGCCACCACCGCAGCAACAGCCACCACCGCAGCAACAGCAAGGCGGCCCCCCGCAGUCUCGUCAUCUCGGCAGCAGCCAAGAAAUGUCCUGGCGGUUUCCUCCCGGCAUUUUCCAAGACACCCCCUUCUCAUCAGCCACAGUGUCGCGGGAGAGCCUGGGCGAGGUGAUCCUGUCCAGCGACCCUCCCUCACGGCAAGGGACGGACAGGUGGGGCCGCGGACAGGCCCCCCCGCAGCGCCACAUCGGCACGCAGCCCUCGUCACUGCUCACACCCGUGACUGAGGAGCCAGACGAGGAGAGCCACCAGGAGGACAGGAAACAGCCGCCCAGAGACCAGUCCACGUCGACAUCCGACCUGACGGAGGACAGCACCAAGAUGAUCGAGUCGCGCCAGCUGCCACCGCGGCCGUCGGGUGCUCCCAGACGACACACAGGCGGCGACAGUCCUGAGGAGGGUGGUGGUGCCAUGCCGAUGCCGCCAGAGGCAGGAGCCGUCCGUCUCAGAGACGCCGGGGUGCAGGCUGAGUACCAUGAGGUCGGCGGGCCGCUACUAGAGGGCCCAAUCAUGCCAACUCGAGCACGGCAAGAGGGAGCCGCGGCGGCGGCUGCUGAUGCUGUGGGCCGUUGGAUUGGUGAGACCACCAAGGCUCCACGCAGCUAUGGGCCACCAACCGAUGACGGACCCGCCCGAGGAGGCCUGGAUGAGCAGGGGUCGAUGUCAGCGGGAGUGUCUCAAGGAGCGACCAUGGACAGCGCCUCCUUGUCUGGCUCGCCUGCCGCUUCGAUUGCCAGGGGUGCCCCCGACAUGCACAUUCGCGUCGUGUCGGCCGCCGGAGAGUCCCUGGACCGCCAGCCAUCACAACCAGGGGCAGAGGAUGGGGGUAUUUCGCCAGCAUCCCAGCGCAGCCAAGCGGCCUCCGCGAGCAGGCAGCCUACACUCUCACAGCAGGCCUCUCACUACCCGCAGCCAUCCCUGGCAGAGCAGCCGUCAUCACUCUCACCGCAAGGCAUCCGCGGGGAGGAGGUGCCCUUGGGAGCAGCACGGACUGUGAGCAGCCAGCCGAUGGAAAGCGGAGCUGUGAGUCGUCUUGGGUCUGCUGGCGAGCCUGAAGGAGGUGCAGGGGAGUGGGAGGUGAUUCAAGAUGCUCAGCAAGCUGCAAGAGGGGUGUCAGGUGAGGAGCCUGCAGUGGGCCUCACGCGCUGCCCUGCAGUGACGGACCUCCACAUGACGCCUGACCUGAGAGAAUUCCGGCAAAGCGACACUGCAGCGGUGAGAGGUGUCCAACCGUCAUCCGCAGCCCAGCAACGCACAGUGAGGGCGGAGGGACCGAAGCCCGUCAUGGACACUUCAGAGGACACCCUUCCGGCCCAAGCACCGACUACGCAGCCCCCGUCGCAAAACAGAAGGCCCGACGACACAGCGGCACCAAUCAAGCCGGUCGUCGCGCAGCCACGUAAAGGAGUGGCCGAGUCCGGCCCAUGGGCAGGGCAGCUGAGGCAUGACGCAGCCGGCACAUCCCCCUACCGACGGGUCGUCUCGGCUGGCGCGGGUGGUCAGGGACUACAGAUAAGAGCAACGGUCGAUGAUACUACGGUUCCCGCAGAGGAUGUGCGCUUCCCAGCUGCCCCUUCUGCCGCACCUGCUGUGCCUGGUGGGGCACCUGAAAGCCCUGAGGACUGGCAGAAAGCGACGUCACGCGGAUCACCUGCCACGCCAUUCUUCGGUCAUCCCGCAGCCAGCCGCUCCCCUGCUGUCACUGCACGGCCUCCACAGGAGCCGACCAGCGCUGCGCAAGUCGUUGCAAGACCCCUUGACCAACGCAUCGAGAGCGGCGAACAGGGAAAGACGGCGUCGAUAGAGGCACAGCGGGAGUUCCAGGGUGAUGGCAGCACUUUCUCCUUCGAUGGAGAGCGCAGGGAGACGGCCCAGCCACCAACGCGGCAAGAGACGGGGCAGGUGCGAACCCCCACACGACACGUACACAAAAUUCACGGAUUGGAUUGGGUUGUCUCGUCUGUGGUCGCUUUCCUUCAGGCUGCCCCGUUGCAAAGCGACGCAGAGCGGCAGAUGGCGGGCAGGCACAGCUUCGUGGACGACAUCCGCCAACGCAUCCAGGAGGUGACUCCUGCUGCAGCUGUCCCGCCACCUGCUGGGCAGCUCCUGAGCACAUCGCCAUCGCCAUCUUCACCGCCGGUUGCCAGCGGCCUCUCACCGGCAAGCACCGCCCCGCGGCUCACGCCCUCGCCUGCUCUCGCCGGCCCAAGCAGUCUGGCGUUCGAGCAGCUGCCCGCCUCUGCAUACCUGCCACCAGCAAGAGCGACCCCCACAGCAGCACUGCCGCCAUCCCACGGCCGGAGGUCCCCAGAAGUGGCUCAGGCAUACAAUGACCUGGCGGCGCUGCGCGGCGAUGUAAGGAGAGGGGCUGAGGCGAGAGCGAGAGACCCCCAUCUGCUACCGCCCCUCAAGCCGCCCUCCCCAGGGCCGUUCGGCAGCCUGAUGGGGGCGCAGACCGACAGGGGGCUGCCGAGCCACCACCCAAACACCACAGAGGCUGCGUGGCGUGACGAUCGUGCCAGCAGCUUGCGCGAGGGCUUCCUCACCUCGCGUGGGCGGAGACCUGUGCGCGGGGCGAGGCGGCUGCUCGACUCGGCCGAGUAUCUCAGGUACCUGCAGGAGCAGAAGGAGGACGUCCUGCGCCGACUUGAUGCCGUCCGGGCCGACCUGCGUGCCCCUCUCAAUGUGGACGCUGCCAUUGGUCUGGGAUCCGUGUCGUCAGCAUCCUCUGACAUGCACGUCGAAGCGGCGGCCUACUCUCGCAUAGACGACCUGAUUGCUGGUGACAGAGACCCACUGGCCCUCACCUACACCUCUCCCGGAGCCCGCCACACUGCCUUUGAGGACGUCGAGACACAGCUGCUGCUGGACUCCAUCAGACGGUCGUCGGAGGAGGCGGCCAACGUGAGGCAGAGGAGCUGGCGUUCGCGUGAGGCAGAGGAGCUGCGCGACCAGCUGCUCCAACAGAGACGAGGGAGGGCAUUGCUGCCGGAGGACAGCACUGACCACGAGCCCCCAUGGCCGCCACGACCGUCUCGGAUCCAUGCCCAUCUCAACCCAGAGAGGAAUCCUCAUGCGGCUGCAACCUCCCUCCCGCCCACCCCACUGGUGCCUACGAGGCCGACCGAGAGCGUUCCCGGCUUCGCCGACAUCUCACUGCAGCCGACAGGCAUCAUGCCGAGUGCGUUGCCCCCCCGGAACCUUCAGACCCUGUCCUUGCCCCGGCAGGCAUCCCCUCCGACACGCGUCAAGAUGAGAGCUGGCGAUCGUGAAAGUGGCCUCCCGUUGCCAUCGCGCGUGCCAUCACUCAGCGGCACAGCUGCUCAGGGGCGCUCAGAGCCGCUUCAUUUCGGAGGGGAUGAGAGAGUGAAGGGCAUCCUUGAGGGAGUCCAGCGUCGGGUGGCUGACCGAGACGAUGGCCUGACGCCUUCAGACGUGUCUGCGUUGCUGGAGCAGCUUGUGCGCGACGUCGUCGCGACUGCGGGGCCUGGUGGUGGAGGGCCUCUGGAGGGCAUGGAGAGGGUGCUCCGGCAGGCGCUAGAGAAGGCACAAUCCUUCUAUGGACAGGGUGGGCGCCAUAUCAGAAAUAUCGGCAUCAAUGGGUUUGCCCACUUCCUCCCCUUUGUGCUGUGCUUGCAGGUAAGGGUGGAGCGACCGUCAUCACCCGCAGCGCCUUCUUGGCAGUGGCCGAGUGGGCAGCCAAUCAGCUACGCCGCCUGCAGGACGGCGUGCAGGAGGUGCGACAGCUCAGCCAGCGACCUCCCGGUGUCGACUCGUCCCGUCUGCUGCAGCAAGGCGUCUCCAUCACGCCACACCAGCCUGCCCACCCCUCCGACACCACCCUCCCCGCCCUCUCGCGGCCAGUGUCCCCCUAUCGUGCUGCCCAUGGGAUCGUCCCCGAGCCCGUGCUCUCCUUCCGUGACGAUCCAUUGGAGCUCGACCAGAGGGACGUCAUCGCACCGUCUGAGAGUGGGCCGCCGCUGUCUGUGCACAUGGGGCGGGUGGUGGGGAGGCCGACGGGAGAUCGCAAGGCGGCCACCCUGCUCGAGUACGCCGUGCGCAAGCCACUGCAGCUUCGCUGCAUGAGGGGCACCGACGGGUCGGCGAUGAGGGACGCCACGCUCGUGUGUGCCGUCGUCGAGAGCGACGAGAGGAGACAAAUUGAGGUGGGUGGGUGGAAGCAUGAUAAAGCAGGAAGACGGGAAUGUGCCCACUUGUCGCUUGUGCGGCGACAUGCAUGUCGUCGGUGCGGUGUGGUGCAGGAUAUGAUAGAGUCGCAGUCACACAUCCCCGCUGCCACAGGCCCCUUCUUCACCCGACGCAUCAUCAAGACCUACGCGCCCCGGCUGCAGGCAGGAAUCGCCCGGCUGUGUCGGCGCGACUGUGCCGCCCUCAAGCCCGCAUACCGAUACAGCUAUGGCGACCGCAGCGUUUCUGCCGGCACUGGCGAAGGGGACGACUCGGAGAUCGACGAGGGGGUGGUCACGUGCGAUGUGCCCCGAUGUGUCCUGAACAGCCUGUUUGUGCUGUUCUAUGCCGCCCCGACGGAUGCUCUCACCAAGAUCGUGACUUCGCCCUUCGGCUUUGGGGCGGUGAUGGUGGAGGGGAGGGACGGGAGGGGAGUGCAGGGCUGUGCGGCCGUCAAGGUCCUGCACUUCGCUGAAGACCUUGUGCAGGUGAGAUAGAUGGCCACGAUGAAGCCAAGAAAUAAGGAAGGGGGCCUCACAGCUGCUCAUGUGUGUGUGUGUGUCUGUGUGUGUGUGUGUUUAGGCUGAGACGCUUCGGUUUCUGACAUGGGGUCCCGAGCAGACGCCGCCGUCGGGGUCGAAGCGGCUGCCGAUCAAGAGAGUCGUGUUGGCUCUCGUCGCACUCGGCAACUGCCUCACCGCAAUGAUGUCCUUCCAGGUGAGAGCAACACAUCGCCCCGACUCUGUGUGGUGCCGUAUGUGUGGUGGUCUGGUCUGUUCAGCAUGCCCUUGAGACGGUAGAGGGUCAGCGGCUGUUCUGCCGCGCUGACGAGCGGGGCUACGAUUCGGUGUUCUUCCCGGAUGUGCGUGUGUAUUCCAUCCUGAUACCGCCAGAGGCGCAGACCACCAACAACCCUCACGCCCCACCGUACGCACAGACGAGGGAGGAUGCAGGCAGACACACACACAGGCAGGCGGGGGACACUCAAACCACGACACGGCUUCUUCUCUGUGUGUGUGUGUGUCUGUGUGUGUGCAGCUUCUAUCGUGCCAUUCCUGGGUAUCUUCUCGAGUACUGCGACAGCACAUGACGGCAGGGGCUAUGUCAUGUUGCCGACGAUUGCUGGAUGGCUUGCUGACAAGUACCGUAGAGUGUGUAAUGUAAGGCACCGACCGUUGUGAAGGAAGGUAAGGUAGCUUCCGUCUGUGCUGCGUCGCGUCCCGUGUCUGAUAGCUAGGCUGGUGUACAGUGUAUAGCUGUCUGUGCUGUAGCAUUCCAUCCAUCUCUAGCUACGUACGCACUCCCCCACUUAGUUGGGUGCCAUCCGUUCAUUCAUUCCUCGUAUCCCGACUCCCAUUUGGUUGUGAUUCGGAUCAGUCUGUGUCUGCAUGCAUGGCAAUGAUUGCAUCCCACAUUUGUGUCGUGUGAAUAUGCUGUCCUUUGCCUGUGCCCGAAUGCCACGAAUGGAGGCCGAGACCCGACCCCACAGG